UCUGAAAAUGAGCGGCAGAGGAAAAGGCGGGAAAGGUCUGGGCAAAGGAGGCGCCAAACGGCACCGGAAGGUCCUCCGGGACAACAUCCAGGGCAUCACCAAGCCCGCCAUCCGCCGCCUGGCCCGCCGCGGCGGAGUCAAGCGCAUCUCCGGCCUCAUCUACGAGGAGACCCGCGGCGUGCUCAAGGUCUUCCUGGAGAACGUCAUCCGGGACGCCGUCACCUACACCGAGCACGCCAAGAGGAAGACCGUCACCGCCAUGGACGUGGUCUACGCUCUCAAGAGGCAGGGACGCACUCUGUACGGCUUCGGAGGCUGAAGCUCCGUCCAGCGACCGCACCAAACAAAACAAAGGCCCUUUUCAGGGCCGCCCACCACCUCUUGAGAGCCCGGUCCCAGAAAAACCAGGUGUUACUCGAUGAACAUCACGUGAUCUGUGUGAGGACGGAGGACGCACCCCGCUCCUGGUGGUGGGAGCAGUUUGAUCAGGAUUCGACAGGGACAUUUUAUCUCAGUGAUGCAGUCACUGGACACCAUGACAUCUGGGGAGCCACCCAGCAGGCUGCUGUCAGAGAGGAACACUGCUUUUCCUGGAUCGUCACACCAGUGGGCUUCAUGUAAUCCUCUUCCGAAGUCACAAGCCUGGGGUCACAAAGAUGAUUUAUUGCACAAUGUGUAUGUGUGAUUACAAUUUGUUAUUACAGUUUUUCACAAUUGCUAAAACACGUUUCUUGAAACCUCCAUUUUCUCAAAACCUUAAACACAAAUCCAAAAAUCCACACUGCAUUCACAAAAACCUCAGACAUUUCUGUCAAAAUCGAAUUAUCGCCUCAAAACCAGUUCUCUUGUGAUCAAAACCACACUCUGCGUUCAGAUCUCACACACAGCAGGUAAAACAUGUUGACCUUGGAUCGUUCAUCAGACUCUACAUGAAAUCACUGAGGACACAGCAGCAGUCCUCACUCUGAAACCUGCUGGUUAUUUUCCAACACAUUUCCUGGGUAGCCCUGGAUUUUGUGCAGAUUUGGUCACUUUUACCCCAAAUUAGAUGAAUUGUGUG
Salarias fasciatus (jewelled blenny) is the source of this 1060-nucleotide messenger RNA. RefSeq names its product histone H4. Bases 8 to 319 code for a protein of 103 amino acids. The record is from RefSeq and is a predicted model, not a curated record. The transcript is spliced from 2 exons. NCBI's taxonomy places the organism in Eukaryota, Metazoa, Chordata, Actinopteri, Blenniiformes, Blenniidae. Gene Ontology annotation, molecular function: DNA binding; structural constituent of chromatin; protein heterodimerization activity. Gene Ontology annotation, cellular component: nucleosome.